Molecule: messenger RNA, 5323 nt
Organism: Mugil cephalus (flathead mullet)
Lineage: Eukaryota; Metazoa; Chordata; Actinopteri; Mugiliformes; Mugilidae
Product: son of sevenless homolog 1-like
Biological process (GO): Ras protein signal transduction; positive regulation of GTPase activity
Cellular component (GO): plasma membrane; nucleosome
Molecular function (GO): structural constituent of chromatin; protein heterodimerization activity; guanyl-nucleotide exchange factor activity
Source: RefSeq, a predicted model, not a curated record
UAAUAUAAUUGGAAAAAUGAUUAAAUAUAGACAGGUAGGUAGUAGGUUGUGCAAGAUAAGGCAGUAUGAAAAAAGUGUACUUAUUGUGUGUGUGUGUCUCUCCAUCAGCAAGUCUAAAGUAGCGCAUGCGCAUCGUCGCGGUUGUGACACGCACCCUCCCACUCUGGAGCCCCGCCCAUGUACGUCAGCACCUGUCCACCGCGCAUGCGUAACCGCUCCACCGUCUACCGUACCUCACACCGGAGUCACAACAACCGCCCGCCGUUAGCUCGGUGACCGUCUGGGGCCCGGGACCGGAGCCGGUGUCUGUGGGAGUCCGGGGGAUAGAGCUGGAAGAGCGGACACAUUUCAGAGCAUCUUGGGGGGGGGGACAGCGUUAGAGAGUCGCCUCGCCACAGCCGGUGUGUCGGUGUUAGCGGCGGAGCGGUGAGCACAGAGCAGCCGUUGAUCCGCAGCAAUCAGCCGGUAACCGUCAGACAGCGGCCGUUGAUCGGACCGACCGUUGGUGACCUGUCAGCCCCCCCCCUACCCCCCCCACCCCCCCCUCCCCCCGGACCCUCCGCCGAUGGAGGCUAGCCGCUGACCUUAGCAGCGGCUACAUGCUAACAGGCUAACCACAGCUAACUGUCAUCCCGGUCCUGGUGGUCCGGUACCGGCCACCCACCAUGCUCUCAUCCCGGUGAGCCGAGCUACACCCACCAGUUAGCCGCUAGCCGCGGAGCUAGCCCUUAGCCGAUCUCCGCGUAGCGGCCGAGGAUGGUCGCAUUGACGGCAGCUGUUCCGGAGGAUCGUCCUGGAUGUUCUGAGGCUGCCCGCUUCACCCGCCCUACCGGACCCGGACAGCCCCUCACGGCGUUCAUGUAAACCGCUGACCCGAGCCAGUGAGUCCGGCUGCUUCUUCUCCGACAGCGGAGACCCCGCCGCGGCCAUGCAGGCGGCCCAGCAGCAGUACGACUUCUUCAGCGAGGAUAACGCUCCGAAAUGGAGAGGCCUGCUGGUGCCCUCCCUGGAAAAGGUACUGAACCAGGUGCAUCCCAACCUGGUGUCCCAGCAGGAGGCGCUGCAGUACAUCGAGGAGCUGAUCCUCCUCCUGCUCAGUCUGCUGUGUCAGGCCCAGCCCCGCAGCGUGCAGGACGUGGAGGAGCGAGUUCAGAAGAGUUUCCCUCACCCGAUCGAUAAGUGGGCGAUCGCCGACGCUCAGGCCGCCAUCGAGAAGAGAAAGAGGAGGAACCCUCUGGCUCUGCCCGUCGAUAAGAUCCACCCUCUGCUGAAGGAGGUGCUGGGCUACAAGGUCGACCACCAGGUGUCGGUGUACAUGGUGGCCGUGUUGGAGUACAUCUCCGCCGACAUCCUCAAACUGGCAGGAAACUACGUGAGGAACAUCCGACACUAUGAGAUUUCCCAGCAGGACAUCACCGUGGCCAUGUGUGCCGACAAGGUGUUGAUGGACAUGUUCCACCAGGACGAGGAGGACAUCAGCGGGUUCCCCCUGAUGGACGAGGAGCCGUCAGCCAGCGAGGAGCAGAGUUACUAUGAGCUGGUGAGGAGCUUCAUGGCGGACGGCCGGCAGUACCUGAGGCAACUCAACCUGCUCAUCAAGGUGUUCAGAGAACCCUUCACCUCCAGCCACAUGCUCUUCUCCCAGCACGACGUGGACAGCAUCUUCAGUCGGAUCGUGGAUAUCCACGAGGUGACCGUGAAGCUGAUGGGUCUGAUUGAGGACACGGUGGAGAUGACUGAUGAAGGAAGUCCUCAUCCUCUGGUGGGGAGCUGUUUUGAGGACUUGGCUGAGGAGUUGGCCUUUGACCCCUAUGAGACGUAUGCUCAGGACAUCCUACGCUCUGGGUUCCACGAACAUUUCCUCAGCCAGGUGUCCAAACCCGGAGCUUCCUUUCACCUCCAGUCCAUCUGUGAAGGCUUUAAAGAAGCUGUCCAGUACGUUCUCCCCAGACUGCUGCUCACUCCUGUUUACCACUGUCUCCACCUCUUCGAGAUCCUCAAGCAACUGGAAGAGAAGAGCGAGGAUGAGGAGGAUAAAGAGUGUUUGAAACAAGCCAUCACAGCUUUGCUGAACCUGCAGAGCAGCAUGGAGAGGAUCUGCUCCAGGAGUCUGGCCAAGCGGAGGCUCAGCGAGUCAGCGUGUCGUUUCUACAGCCAUCAGAUGAAGGGGAAACAUCUGGCCAUCAAGAAGAUGAAUGAGAUCCAAAAGAACAUCGACGGUUGGGAGGGGAAGGACAUUGGUCAGUGCUGCAACGAGUUCAUCAUGGAGGGCACGCUGACCCGCGUCGGCGCCAAACACGAGCGCCACAUCUUCCUCUUCGACGGCCUGAUGAUCUGCUGUAAGUCCAACCACGGCCCGCCGCGGCUGCCCGGCGCCGGGUCCACGGCAGAAUACCGACUCAAAGAAAAGUUCUUCAUGCGUAAAGUCCAGAUCAACGACAAGGACGACAAGGAGGGCGAGUACCGGCACGCCUUCGAGAUCAUCCUGAAGGACGGCAACAGCGUCGUGUUCGCCGCAAAGUCCGCAGAGGAGAAGAACGGAUGGAUGGCGGCGCUGAUCUCGCUGCAGUACCGCAGCACGCUGGAGCGCAUGCUUGACUCCGCCAUGCUGCAGGAGGAGAAGGAGGAGCAGAUGAGGCUGCCGGGGGCUGAGGAGUACCGCUUCGCAGAGCCCGACUCCGAGGAGAACGUGGUGUUUGAGGAGAACGUCCAGUCAAAGUCCGGGAUCCCCAUCAUCAAGGCGGGGACGGUCCUGAAACUCAUAGAGAGACUCACCUUCCACAUGUAUGCAGAUCCAAACUUCGUCAGGACAUUUCUCACCACCUACAGAUCGUUCUGUAAACCUCAGGAGCUGCUGGACCUGCUCAUAGAGAGGUUUGACAUCCCGGAGCCGAGGCCGACCGACUCGGAUCAGAUGGAGGGAGGAGAGCAGCUGCUCAGCGCUGAACUCAAACGCUUCCGCAAAGAGUUUGUUCAACCGGUUCAGCUCAGGGUGCUGAACGUCUGUCGUCACUGGGUGGAGCAUCACUUCUACGACUUUGAGAGAGACGAACACCUGCUGAGCCGACUCCAGGAGUUCAUCACCUCAGUCAGAGGUAAGGCGAUGAGAAAGUGGGUGGAGUCCAUCACUAAGAUCAUCCAGAGGAAGAUGCAGGUUCAGGUGAGUGUUCCCAGUCACAGCAUCACCUUCCAGAACUCGCCUCCCCCCAUCGAGUGGCACAUCUGUAAGCCAGGAAACACGGAGCCCUUUGACCUCAUGACCCUGCACCCCAUCGAGAUCGCCCGUCAGCUCACGCUGCUCGAGUCCGACUUCUACAGGGCGGUGCAGCCGUCCGAGCUGGUCGGCAGCGUUUGGACCAAAGAGGACAAAGAGAUUCACUCCCCCAACCUCCUGAGAAUGAUCCGACACACCACCAACCUCACGCUGUGGUUCGAGAAGUGCAUCGUAGAGACCGAGAACCUCGAGGAACGAGUUGCUGUUGUUUCUCGGAUCAUUGAGAUCCUGCAGGUUUUUCAGGAGCUCAACAACUUUAACGGAGUUCUGGAGGUCGUCAGCGCCAUGAACUCGUCCCCCGUGUACAGACUGGACCACACCUUCGAGCAAAUUCCGAGUCGACAGAGAAAGAUCCUGGAGGAGGCUCAUGAGCUCAGCGAAGACCACUACAAGAAGUAUCUGGCCAAACUGCGCUCCAUCAACCCCCCCUGUGUUCCCUUCUUUGGCAUUUACCUGACCAACAUCCUGAAGACGGAGGAAGGAAACCCCGACUUCCUGCGCAGACACGGCAAAGACCUGAUCAACUUCAGCAAACGGCGGAAAGUGGCCGAGAUCACUGGAGAGAUCCAACAGUACCAGAACCAGCCGUACUGCCUGAGGGUGGAGAACGACAUCCGGAAGUUCUUCGAGAACCUCAAUCCCAUGGAGGACCUGUCAGAGAAGGACUUUGCUGAUCAUCUCUUCAACAAAUCUCUGGAGAUUGAACCUCGCAACGCUCGGUCAUUACCUCGGUUUGUGAAGAAGUACACCUGUCCUCUGAAGUCUCCGGGGAUCCGUCCCACCUCGGCGAGGCCCGGCACCAUGCGACAUCCGACGCCGCUGCAGAAUGAGCCCAGGAAAAUCAGCUAUAGCCGCAUCCCCGACAGCGAGGCCGAAGGGGGGGCAGUCUCCGCCCCCAAUUCCCCCCGCACCCCUCUGACUCCGCCCCCUGCCUCCGCUGCCUCCAGCUCCACAGACGUCGGCAGCGUGUUCGACUCGCCGCAGGGUCCCAGCAGCCCCUUCCACUCCACCUGCGACAGUAUCUUUGCUGUGGUCUCUCUGCCUCACGGCCCACGGUCGUCGUCCGUCUCCUCCAUGGUGAGUUUCACCCGGGGGCCGGAGGACGUGGUGGUCCCGCCCCCGGUUCCCCCCCGCAGGCGACCAGAGUCGGCUCCAGCCGAGUCGUCCCCGUCCAAGAUGAUGUCAAAGUUGGACAGCCCCCCCGCCGUCCCCCCUCGUCAGCCCACCUGUAAGCUCCUCCCACCUCGUUACUCCUCGUCGUUGUCGUCGUCGUCUCCCCCGGACAGCCCCCCCUCUCUGCCUCCGCGGGAGCCCCUCAACUCCCCACUGCACCUCCUGCCCCCUCCUCAGGGUCGCCCUCGCUGCGACCUGCUGCCUCAGGCCUUCUUCCCCCCCGCCUCCCCCGCCUCCCCCUCCAUGUGCUCCACCCCCACUGCCUUGUCCGCCUCGCCGCCCCUCCCUCUCCCCACCCCCGUCACCACCACACCCACCUCCAGGAAGAUGCCCCUCCCCUCCCCACCGCUGCCCCUCCUCCCCUUGGACGGACCCCCGGUGCCCCCGCGUCACAGCGUCCCCAAAUUGCCCCCCAAGACCUAUAAGAGGGAGUCCAUGGGCCAUGCCCUUGCUGGACACGCCUCCCGCACUUUGAUUGGACAGCGUGCGGCGGAGGCGGAGCUAACACUACAGCUGGUCGGACCGGAACCAACCACAGACUGGAUCCUGGGCGGUUCUGAUCGGAUCUGAACUGAGAAACAAAAACAAAUCAUGUGCUCUUAUUCUAAAAGAACGUUCAUCCGUGGUCGAUUUUUUUCUUUUUCUGGUGUUGAGCAGGGACUUGUGGGUAAUGUAGUUCCCCGCAGACUGAAGCGUGUCAGGAACCCUCAGGUACUGGUCCAGAACCAGAGGUACUGUAGAGGUUCUGGUUUGACCUGAUCUUAUUUGUCUCUGAUUGUUAAUGAAGAUGUAAACAAAUGUGAUGAUCGCCUUCUUUACAAAACAAGGGAAUAAACAUGUUGUUGCCAUGGAGAUGGAAGGACAACAGAAACCACG